Mollisia scopiformis is the source of this 1227-nucleotide messenger RNA. RefSeq lists its product as uncharacterized. Lineage: Eukaryota; Fungi; Ascomycota; Leotiomycetes; Helotiales; Mollisiaceae. The record is from RefSeq and is a predicted model, not a curated record. The transcript is spliced from 7 exons. Bases 135 to 1103 code for a protein of 322 amino acids.
CCGGACAGUCCGGGAUAGUUUAUUUGAUAGCAGGACGCGAAGCUGUGUUUGUUGUGGAUGACGGACGUCUCGGCGCCGUGAGCGCGGGGAAGUCUUGGGAUGUAUAAAGUGUUUUAGUGGCAUAUAUUGACACGAUGCGGUCGACAUUCUUCCUCUGCCUUGCCAGCGCGAGGAAUCUCGUUGCUGCUUUGCCUUCAUUGAACAGCGGGUUAUCUGAUCGAGAACAAGCUCCCGAUCAUGUUCUUCUCGAAGCUCGCCAAGCCCCCAUAGCUCAGACAUGGACACAACCCCAUUAUUGCACAGCCAGCACAGAGUCAGGAAACUUCCACGACAUCUACACCGCACUGGUGAACCCGUCGAGAUCAGUCUCAUUCGAUUAUUCCAGUUUCUGCUCGGCGGUCGUGCGACAAACGACCAUUGCUUGGGUAGACCAAACAUUAACUGGCAGGAAAACUGAGACGCUCACAUCAACAACUACAACUAGCGUAUCCACCACCAGUACAGAUACCUCCCCUGGAACAACAACACUCCUCUGCCCCACUCCCUCGGCGUCCAUGGCCUGCGGUGUAUCAGCAAAUGGUUAUUAUUCGAACAUGAUCACCGAUCAAUACAUACCCAGCGCCGAUUGCCACCAACUUUGUCUCAGCAUGUCUGAUUGCAAGAGUUUCCAGGUCGUUCCACAAGACAAUGGGAUCGUGAAGUUCGACCGAUGUAACCUUUACAACGUUUCUGUGGCGGGGAAUGUGGAUACAACGAGUCCUGGAAUCGUGGCGUUGUUUUAUGAUAGAGAUUGUGGGGAUUUGUUACCUUCAGGAUGCACGCCCUCCCCACCACUCAUAACACCCGCUCCAUCCUAUUCUCCCACCGUUGCCGCGAUUCAGAAACGAGAUUACACAGUCCCGCCUUUCCUCUCUUCAAUGCAAUUAAUACUUCUACAACCGGUUUGUUCUUGUUUGGUUGAUGCUGCGCCGCCACCUACGAUUAUUACGGCUACGAAUCAGAUUCAGAGCUGGGAUUAUGUUACGGUAACGACUUUGAAAACGGAGGUGUAUAGUUAUACGGAUCAUCCGGAGUGGCAGACGGUUUAUACUAGUGUCGUUUGAGGUGGAGGCCACAAUGCUUAUGUGAAGUCACAAAAACAAACAUGGUCCGAAUUUAUCACUGCCAAGGUACUAGAAAAUAAGAAACUUAACAAGGUACUUUUUAUGAUUACGAUUCGACGUCGAG